UGGCCGCGAACACAGCUGUUGUUAUUGAUUUUUACUGCCUAUCCGCGGGUUGCACAAAAAAAUGAGACGAUUUUAAAUAAAAAUCACAAUGUUGCGUCAGGAGAACUUGGCCGCCAACUUCUGCGGACUUCUGGCCAGCCAGGGGCACAUAGAAAAGGCGAAUGAAUGGAGAAUUUUAGGCCAGGAGCAGGACGGCUCACUGUUAACAUCCUGGAUAUUUGACUAUUUGGAUGAUGAAAAGAGACGUGAGACCUGCAUUGGACAUUUCCAUGCCACCAAAAAGCAGCUGCGCCUGCUGUGGACCAUGCCCUGUUGCGAGGUCAUCCAGGCGAGCAUCAACAGCAGCGUGACUCUCCUCUCGUAUGUUGUCAAGUCCGAGGGACAGUUCUACCAGGCCUUCGUUGUGGAAGUGCGCAGCACCGAGAGCGGCUCGCCCACACCCCUUAACGAGGAGCCCUCGUCGCGACAGAUAAUGACACAGUUUCUGUGGCGUGUGGAGGGCGCCACGCGCACCUGCUGGCAGGACAAACUGUUGGUGCUCACCCACGAGGAAUCCAUCAAGCAGUACAAUUGCAUCGUCAAGCAAAGCUCGACCACAACGCAACCUGGUGGUGCGGAAGGCAGUGCCUGGCAGCUGGACACUAGCAUUCUGACACAUGAAAAACUGGCCAAGAACUUCAGCUGGGCUCAGUGGGAUGCAGAGUGCCAGGCCCUGUAUUACAUACACCUAAAGCCAAAGGCGAAAAGUCUCAGUUUGCUGGACGAACGGGAGGAGACAGGCGGGCAGGCAGCUCCCACGCUGAGUCCAACACUGUCCGCUUUUCAGUUUAACGAGAAACAGCCGACGGAAACGGUGCUCAAUAUACCCCUAAAUCUGCCGAAGCUGCCAACGGGCUCCAAUGACUCGAAUGAUUCAAUGCCCAGCUACGACGACGAUGCUGUCCCGCUGCGCGUGCACGAUAGCACGCUAAACUUAAUCAUUCUGGCGGACAGUUCGGGCAUGUUCUUCGUCUGCCAUUAUUACCUGUACCAGCCCAUGCAGACUGAGCAGCAGGAGGUGCAUUUUGCCUAUUCCGUAACGCUGCUGCAUCACGGCUGUGUGGUGCACUGUGUUAUGCCAGGCGUUCCCUGGCAGAAGGCUCGCUUGCUACGGCCCACAUUUUCCCUGCAUGGUCAGCACCAUUUGCUCGUUUCCUCGGCCUUCUUCGUGCACUUGCUGGAUGUGGGCCUGCAGCACGAGCCCAUCUGUCACAUCGUUUGUGCGGCCCACAAUCGAGGGCCGGAUCUUACCCGGAUUACCCAGUUUGUGCCCUUGAGGAAGUGGGGCACCUUGGCCUAUGACACAGCCACCUUGGACUUGGUUUCGCUGACUGUGCCCAGAUCGCAUCUCAUUGAGGCGUUCCGAAAUGACAGCUCCCUGGACAAUCGCAUCAGCAUCAUUCACUACUUUUUACUGCAUUCCAAUGAUUUGGAUGUCCUGGCGGAGCUGCUGAACACCAUUUUGGAGCGUCCUCUAUCCCUCGAUACGGUGGCCCUGCUGAAGGAGGCCCUCGUGGCGGGCAGCUAUGCGGCUGCCGUUCGAGGUUUGCCCGAAGAAGCCAAGCCACUGAUGAGACUCAUACCUCUGACAACGGCCAUAGCUUCGCGCCCCAUCCAUGCCCGUGUGGCUGACAUCAAUGUGGGUCUGUCGCACGAGACGCUUCACAACACCAGCAUGAUGUUGCUCUCGCCGCAGCAGCGACUAUCGCCUUACCGCACCGAUAUCUGGACACGUCUCUGGGACCUACUGAACGAGUCAGCCAAGCAGGAGCAGCCACGAUUCAGCGCUGAACAGGUCACAGAGAAGCUGAUCUUCAGUCUGGCGUGCUAUCAGCCGGAGGCUUUAUCCCGUUCUACCACACCAAUGACGCCGAAUACGGGCACCGGCGGCGGAUUUGGGGAUUACAGCAGCAGCAGCGCUUUUCCGUUCAGCAACGAAGUACUGCCCUUCAUAGAGCUUGAGGGAUGCACGGCCAGCAAACAGGAGCAUGUCAUCUCUGUGUAUUUACGGGAACUGAGCGUCCAUUUGGUUAAACACUCGUCGAAACCGCAAACAGGAUUCCGCUGGCUGAAGGAGACCUUUUUCGAGCGGUCGCAGGCUCCGGCUCAUGUUCAUGCCGUUGCCUCGCAGUUCGUGUCCUCACAGCUGGAGCUUUCCAGGGCCCUAUGCUCGUUGGUGUGCCGAGCAACGGGCCUCGAUGCACGUGUGGAGACAUUGCGGGGCUUUCAACUGAUUGACCAAAUGGCUGGCAGUCAACAGCAUUCACUGUUUCUCAUCCUGGAGCGGUAUUGUUUGGCUGUGGAAUCGAUUGCCUUUCCCCUGCCCGAAGGCUUUUCAUCGUUCUUUACCUACCUGGGGUAUCGGGCCUUGGAAUUUGAUAUGUUCCUGCAGUACGUGGAGAACCACGUGUUUGAGCUGCAGGUGGAUGUGAUGAAGAGUAUUGUCUAUGAUAUCGAAGACUCCCCGCUGGGGAUCGAGCGAAAGCUCUUGUUACUGACAGCCCUGCCCAAGCAGCGGGCCCAGAGGCUGCUGAAAUGCUGGCAGCAUCCGGACAGCCUCAUGAUCCGUGGCCGGGAGCAUGCAGCCAACAUCCUAUCGGGUCAGCAGCAGGAAGCCCCCCACCAGCAGCGACCAUCUGCCUGUGCCAACCAGUUGCGGACCAACGCGAGGAGCGAUCUUAGUGCGGAAACACUGUCACCUCUGGACUCUUUUCUUGACUUGCUGACGGCGAAGGCGAGUCUAAACGAAUUGGACUACAAUUUGCUCAUCGAAACGACUCUAAGCUCCAUGGACCAGCUGAAAGUGGAAGAAUAGAGCUUUAAUCUAUAUAAACCUAUAACAUAUAAACAAUACAUUAGUAUUACAUGCAGGCCAAAGUAUUGUGUCAAAAUGUCAAGUAUUUGGGUUGGAUUGGGUAUCCAAUACAAGCUACAUUCUGUCUGUAGGCGGACAUACAUAAGUUAAUAGAAUACGCUCUCUUUAAAACAUAGCCAUGGUCCGUUCUUAAAUGUUUAAAAGUUUCGGUGUUUAAUAUUAUUUCAAUGGUUCCUAUUGUCAUCAUAUGUGUGAAGGCUUACAUACAUUCCAUGUCUAAUAAUGAUUUCGCUGUAGUUUCUAUAAUUAGACAAACAUUUAUGCACUUAUUUAUAAUUAUUUAAUUAUAUCGAUUACACCACAUAUGCCAUACAUAUGUACAUACUAUGUAUAAUGGUGAAAAUUAAUCAAAAAUAUACUUGAAUCACGCGUAAAGUAAAUAAGAUGCUGCCACCUACUUAAUUAAAAUAAGCUCCUGUC
Molecule: messenger RNA, 3334 nt
Organism: Drosophila obscura
Lineage: Eukaryota; Metazoa; Arthropoda; Insecta; Diptera; Drosophilidae
Gene: pigeon
Product: protein pigeon
Exons: 8
Coding region: 89-2854 (921 amino acids)
Biological process (GO): positive regulation of amyloid-beta formation
Cellular component (GO): trans-Golgi network
Source: RefSeq, a predicted model, not a curated record